AUGAUGAAGUUUUUAAGGAAGAUUUUUUACGUUAAAAAGAUUGCAAACGAUCCAUUAGAAUCUUUAACUGGAGAAUUAGACAAUGUAUUGAAAUUUGCAAAAAAGAUGCAGGUGGCUGUAGAUAAAAGCAUUACAUGUGUGACAAAUUUGUGUUAUUCAAGAGAAGUAAUUUUGAAUGGAAUUGGAAAUUUGUUUCCCCAAGAAGCAAUUGAGUAUGGAAGCUUAAUGAAUGCUAUGGAAUGCAUGGGUGGUUUAUCAACAGCAAGAGAACAUUUUAAUGUAGAUUGUGAUCAGGUAAAAAUCUUGAUCCAAGAAAUGGUUCUAAAUGUAAAUAGCAUUCAAAAGCGUCUAAUAAAGAGAAGAGUUGCAUACUCUGAAAGAAUCCACUACGAAAAGAAACUAAAGAAGCGCCAACAGAGAAUGAAUUCUGGAAAGAGUAUUUCUUUGAGUGAUAACGCCAAGUUGGAUAGAACCCAAAGAAAGUGUGGAGACGCUUUAGAUGAGUUUACUAGGAUUGAUGACGACGUCCAACAGGAACUUCAGCAAUUUUUAACAAGAAGUCAUGAAAUGUCACUGAAUAUUAUCUCCAAAUAUAAUUAUGCAAUUGGGAGCUUUUUCUCUUUUGUGUAUUCUCAUUAUGAUAAUAUGGUUAAUGGUGAAAUCCCAACUAAUAAUUUGAUGAUACCUGAUCAGCCACAGGUAUCAAUUUCGAAUUCUAAUUCCACUCCAAAUUCGAAUUUAGUGGUUUCUCCAGGAAAGAUUUCUGGAGCGACUAUGACUUCAGCAACAUCAAUAUCCACAUCCUCUUCAAACCCAAUGCAAUCAACAUCCAACUCACAACUUCAAAUAACCUCAUCAAUGAAUGCUAUUAGUUCUCAAAAGCUAGAUAGUUCAGAAACCUUAACUAGACCAACAUCUACAUCCACACUAAAGAAAUCUGAUUCUGGUUGUUUCUCUGGAGUGGAAUUUGCCUCAAGAAGAAAUACAAAAAGCAUAAAUCAGAAUAGUGUUUCUAUGGAAAUUAACUCAACUAAAGCCUAA
Molecule: messenger RNA, 1041 nt
Organism: Cryptosporidium ubiquitum
Lineage: Eukaryota; Apicomplexa; Conoidasida; Eucoccidiorida; Cryptosporidiidae
Exons: 2
Coding region: 1-1041 (346 amino acids)
Source: RefSeq, a predicted model, not a curated record